Messenger RNA from Anarrhichthys ocellatus (wolf-eel), 1329 nucleotides. Its product is annotated as annexin A1-like. Gene Ontology annotation, molecular function: calcium-dependent phospholipid binding; calcium ion binding; phosphatidylserine binding. The coding region runs from base 125 to 1168 and encodes 347 amino acids. Gene Ontology annotation, biological process: cellular response to glucocorticoid stimulus; signal transduction; phagocytosis. The transcript has 12 exons. The record is from RefSeq and is a predicted model, not a curated record. Lineage: Eukaryota; Metazoa; Chordata; Actinopteri; Perciformes; Anarhichadidae. Gene Ontology annotation, cellular component: cytoplasm; nucleus; plasma membrane.
ACUGCAGAAAGAGUUAAAUACUGAGACCAACACCUGAGAUCUUCAAACUGGGGUGUGAAGACUGUCUGCAGUAGCACAGAAAUAGUUUUUUUGUUUCUGGUUAUAACUUUACACCCAAGCAAACAUGUCCUUCUUCAAGAAAUUCUUCAAAGAUGUCAUCCGUAAAAACACAGACCCCGAAGAUGACACCGUUAAUGUGAAGGGUAAACCCAAACCCAAGUAUUAUGGAACAGUCGCCCCGUAUCCCAACUUCAAUGCCAGCCAAGAUGCCUCCACUCUUCAGAGCGCCAUUGAAAGUAAAGAAGUGGACGAGGAUGUGAUCAUCGCCAUCCUGGUGAAGAGAAGCAGCGAGCAGAGACAGAAGAUCAAAGUAGUUUAUGAAGCGUCCACUGGGAAGAGGCUGGAUAAAGAUCUGGAGUCUGUUCUCAGGUCAGAUUUAGAGGACGUAUCUCUGGCCAUGCUCAUGGAUCCCAGUCACUUUGAUGCCUACCUGCUCAGGAAGGCCACAAAGGGUUUCGGCACACAUGAAGACGUCCUGGUGGAGAUUCUGGCUACAAGAUCAAACCAGAAGAUUCGAGAGAUCAAGAGGGUCUUCAAAGAAGAGUACGAAACAGAUCUGGAGAAAGUUAUUGAGGAUGAAACCAGUGGUGACUUCACCUCGGCCCUUCUGGCCAUGUUGGAAGCAAACAAAGACGAGAGCAAGGAAGUCGACACCAAUCUGGCCCGAAAGGACGCAGAGAUUCUGUUUGAGGCAGGUGAGAAUACCAAAGGAAUCAAUAUUUCUGCCUUCAUCGACAUCCUGACCAAGAGGAACGCGAAGCAGCUCGCAAAGAUGUUCCAGCACUACGCCACCGUCAGUGACGUCACAUUGCCUAAAGCCCUGGACAUGGAGCUGAAGGGAGACAUUGAGGAUUGUCUCAUUGACAUUGUGAAAUGUUCCUGGAACACACCCGCUUUCUUCGCAGAGAAGCUCCAUCUGGCUAUGAAGGGCCACGGCACAUGUGAUGACACACUGAUCAGGGUGCUGGUGAGCCGCUCUGAGGUCGACCUGAAGAAGAUUGUGGAGGAAUACAGGGCCAUGUAUGAUUUCAGCUUACAGGAGGACAUACUGAAAGACACUAAAGGACAUUAUGAGAAAAUCCUGCUUCAACUGUGUGGACCUCACUGAAAUUCUGUUGAAACCACUUGUCUGGAAGUGGAGGCCAGCUUGUCCAUUGGAUGCCACUGAAAUCUCACAUCUUUUAAAAUGAUUUUGAAUAACGUCUGUGUAAUUGAUUGAGUUGAUGUAAUCCAACCAGCAAUAAAGAACAUCUCAUAGACUUCCUGUAU